Messenger RNA from Colletotrichum graminicola M1.001, 1884 nucleotides. RefSeq lists its product as uncharacterized. Bases 1 to 1884 code for a protein of 627 amino acids. Gene Ontology annotation, biological process: protein phosphorylation. The record is from RefSeq and is a predicted model, not a curated record. Gene Ontology annotation, molecular function: protein kinase activity; ATP binding. The transcript has 4 exons. NCBI's taxonomy places the organism in Eukaryota, Fungi, Ascomycota, Sordariomycetes, Glomerellales, Glomerellaceae.
AUGGCCGACGAGGGUCUUGCCGAACAUUAUCAGGUACUGGAGGAGCUUGGCCGUGGAAGCUUUGGUGUCGUUUACAAGGCCAUUGAGAAGGCCACCGGCGAGACCGUCGCCAUCAAACAUAUCGACCUAGAGUCGAGCGAAGAUGAUAUUCAAGAGAUUCAGGGCGAAAUCGCUGUCCUGAGCACAUGCGCGAGUUCUUUCGUCACGCAAUACAAGGGCAGCUUCCUGCGCGGCCACAAGCUCUGGAUUGUCAUGGAGUUCCUCGGCGGCGGUUCAUGCCUGGACUUGCUCAAACCUGCCAACUUCGCCGAAGUCCACAUUGCCAUCAUCUGCCGAGAGCUUCUUCGCGGCCUCGAAUACCUGCAUGCCGAAGGCAAGAUUCACCGAGACAUCAAGGCCGCCAACGUCCUGCUGUCCGAGGCAGGCAAGGUUAAGCUAGCCGAUUUCGGCGUCGCCGCCCAGUUGACCAACAUCAAAUCCCAAAGAAACACCUUUGUCGGCACCCCUUUCUGGAUGGCGCCCGAGGUUAUCCAGCAGGAUGGGUAUGGUUUCAAGGCCGAUAUUUGGUCGCUGGGCAUUACCGCUAUGGAGAUGGCUAAUGGCGAACCUCCCCUGGCACAUAUUCACCCGAUGAAGGUUCUUUUCCACAUUCCCAAGAACCCUCCCCCCCGCUUGGAAAACAACUUCAGCAAGGACUUUAGGGACUUUGUUGCCCAGUGCCUCGUCAAGGACCCCGACCAUAGGCCUUCGGCCAAGGACCUCCUUCGCCACCGAUUCAUCAGGUCGGCAGGCAAGAUCGAGGCCCUCCAAGAGCUCAUUGCUCGCAAGCAGAUGUGGGAUGCCAACCAGAACCGCAAAGCACACCCUAUCUUUUACCAAGAGACGCUACAUACCAUGUCGCAUAAGGACGACUCGGAUGAAUGGGUGUUCGACACGGUCAAGUCGGUGGCUCCCAAGCGACCGAACGGUCAUGCGCGCAAGCCGUCCUACUUUUCGGCAGAAGAGGCCAUGCGCCGCCUCGACCUCAAGGACGCCCCGCUCGGCCCCUCGUCUCCCGCUUCCGGAACCGUCCGCCGGUCGACUGUGCGUCGCCAACCCUCGGGCCGCCAGGCUUCGGGCACACAGAUCCAAGCGAACGGUUCACCCCCCUCGACCGUCGCCAGACGACCCCUACAGCCAGACAUGUCGUACGGCAACUCUGGCUCCUCGGUGCGGCUCUUCCGCCGGGUUCCCUCGGACGGCUCUGUCACGGCCUACGAGGACACUUCUCCUGAAGGAACGUUCAGCAAUGAGAACAAAGCACUGCCGCGAGCCUCGGCAGUUGAGCCCAGCAGCAAGGAGGCGAUACUCGGCCGGCGACUCUUCAGCAAGGCCGUGGAACCCACUCUGGCCGAACUCCACGCGCAGACGUCGGGCAUGCAGAGGCGGGAAGCGCUAGCAAAGCUCACUGAUGCGUUUACGCUCCUGGAUUCGGUGGACCCGGAAGGUGCCUAUCAUUUGAUGCAGAACCUGAUGGCGGCUGUCUCACAGGACAACAAGCUGAGCGCGGCUUUCAUGCCCCAACAGUCAAUUAAAACCCCGUCUGACGGUACGCCUCAGGGAACGGUCAUCAUCCGGAGCGCGGCGGCAACGCCAUCGUCAGGAAGCCCCACCAAGUUGAUGAUGGCGUCGAACAACCCGCACCUGAAGAGCCAUAGGAGGCGCAACGGAUCGAUUGCCACGCCCGAGUCGGCUGAAAAGGAUCCCGUGAGGGAGAAGGCGGCGGUGGAGGCCAAGUAUCCAGGACGCCAGCCUCGUCCUGGCAUGGAGCACUGCAAGCAACUGUCUGACGUCCUUUACGGUCGUUGGACCGAGGGCUUGAGGGUCAGAUGGCCAGCCGUCUAG